Molecule: messenger RNA, 6465 nt
Organism: Mitosporidium daphniae
Lineage: Eukaryota; Fungi; Microsporidia
Product: ARM repeat-containing protein
Exons: 4
Coding region: 1-6465 (2154 amino acids)
Biological process (GO): centrosome duplication; microtubule polymerization; establishment or maintenance of microtubule cytoskeleton polarity
Cellular component (GO): kinetochore; spindle pole; microtubule plus-end
Molecular function (GO): microtubule plus-end binding; microtubule plus end polymerase activity
Source: RefSeq, a predicted model, not a curated record
AUGGCAAACUCCCCAGCUGUAACGGAGGAAUCUCAACCAAAUUAUUCGGCGCUUGCCAUAGAGGAUCUUGUUCGAGACAAAGUUUGGAAGGCACGUGUAUCCGGCUACGGGCGGCUUGCUGAAAUUCUAUCUUCUCUCUCUUCCGCGUCUUCGCCAAUUGAAAUUGUGCGGAAAUAUGCAGACUUAAUGCACCUGAUUCCUAUGGAUUAUAAUGCUGCCGCCUUGGAUGCAGGCCUGGCCCCGCUUAUCUUUUGGAUCAAAGCAUCCAAUUCAGAUCCUUUUUUCAGGUCUGUCCGUCGCGAUUUGAUCGGCCCUUUGGUGGAGAAAGGGCUAAAUUCAUCAAGAACAUCCACGAAGGCGCAAUCGCUCGAAUCGCUUGUCGAAAUUGCCGUUAAAGACGGGACAUCGGUCCUCUUUGUAAGUUUUGGAUGUCGGAUUUUAUUUCAGGAUGCGCUUUCAGAAUUGUUGACGCACAAAAAUGCCAAGGUGGUUGCAUGUGCAAUUUCUGCAGCCUCCUCCAUCAUUCAGGAGCUUGGCACUACACACGCGCAAUGUAAGGGCCUUUUGAGCUCCCUCUCGAGGCUCUUUUCAGAAACAGACAAGGGCGUCAGAGCAGAGCCUCCUGUUGCUCCCAAAAGGAGAUUGGCUAGUGAAAAAAGUGCACCCGUCAUCUCGGUGUCGGCGGAAGAAAAACCUAGUGUCGACGCUUGUGACGACGAACCGUCCUCUUUGGAUUCCAUAGAGUAUGAUAUAUGGGAAUCAGCUCCGGAAGUAGAAAUCUCGGCUCUUUUUCAUUCAACAACAGAAACCCUGCUGGCUUCCGCUUGGAAGGAAAAAAAGGCGCUUUUGGAUGCGCUUGGAGAUGCUUUAAACCCCUCUCCAAGGCUAAAGCUCGCCAGUGGCAGGCUUUUGGAGGAAAUCAUCUGUGCUCUUGGCCGUCUGAUAUCUAUAGAUGUGAACAUUGCCGUGGUGCUCUCCUCCGCCAGAUGUGUUGAGCGGAUUGCACAUGCAACAAGAGCCAAUUUCCCUGCCGGCAAGCAUCCGGUUCUUAUUUUGCACGCUUUGCUUGGUCGCACGCGUGAGAAAAAAAGCUCCGUCGUCGAUUGCUUGAUGGCAGCGGCACAGGCAAUCCUAUCGCGGUGCGCUCCUCCCAUAACGUUCCAAAGCAUCCUUGAGGCUGUUGGCAUUGGGACCGGCACAUCUCUGCUCGGAAACAAGAUCGAGUCUUUACGAUUGCUCCUAUGGUCACUAAAAAAGUAUCGGCUUGUGCCGACCAAAGGCGAGCUUUCUGCGCUUCUGUCGUCCUCAGACCCACCGCUGCACUCGCUCACUGCCGAUAGUGCAGGUGAGGUCCGAGAUAUCGCGUGCGAGGUCUUUGGAGCAUUAUUACUGCGAUGCGGGAACAACAAUCUUAUCCUUCAAAAGGCGUUGGAAACCAUUGGCGACAAGCUCAAAAUAUCGAAAAUACAAGCAUUUUCCAGAGACGACACUUGUUCAUCCGAAAAUGGCGUCGCCCCCAAUUUAUUGUCCACCGCUUCAGGCUCAACACUGAGCACGCCAACCCAGCCGACCAAGCAGAUGGCAACGGCUCCUCGGUCUGCAAGCCAGGCAAAGCCUAUCAAAAUUGGAGCAAAGCCUUCUCAUACUUCUGUGAAGCCAUCGACCAUUGGUGCUUCCAACCAAAAGGCUGCUCACGACAUCGAUAAGAACUGCCUCACACUUCCGGAGCCUACUAUGUCCGAGUCGACGGCAAAAGACAUGAUAGGUGCAAUUGUGCCAACGUUGCUGAAUCCCAGCAGCAAUUGGAAGGAACGGUUGGCUACGGUGGAGCGGUCGGUUGAUCCCCUUUGUGCCGCUGUCAAGGGAAAACAAAUUACCCUUGAAAGCCUUGUGAUGGCUACGUCAUCAAAUAUUUCAUCCGAAUCUGUCGUGGCGGUAAUCUUGGCGCAGUUGAAUAUGCUUGAGGCCACGAUCGCAUCGAUCGAGUCGCAGGCCUCCCAAUUUUGUGUCGAUGCCCAACGCUCGUUGUCUUCUCUGCUUACCAUUGCCAUGAAGUGCCUCGGCGAUUUGAAGGCAUCUGCGCCAUUUUCAAAAUUGGUUUUAACCAUCGAGCGCAUUUGCAGUGAGCGAAACGGCAAGACUGCAGAAAUAUUAACGUGUUCGCUUAUAAACGCACUGGGCAAGGCCUCUUCGUUUCCAAAGGCAACAAUGGGCGCCUUUUCGCUUUGCUCUUUACUUGUUCCGCGCAUGUGUUCUAAAGCUUCGCCUCUGGAUCACUCUUGCGUUGAGCUGAUGAAAGGAUGGAUUUCGUCGCACAUGGCUUCGGCUCAACCGGCACUGAGAAAUGCAGCGCUCUCCUUUGCAGGCCUUGUCUUGUCGCAUCAUAAUCUGGCUCCUAUGGGCUAUGCUUCUCUGGGGCUUUCAAAGCCUCCCGAACUGUCUACAUGUUGUUCCCAUCCUUGCUCGCGAGAUUCUCGAGACAUUCAUCCACCCGCACCAGGGUCAUCAGCACCAGCCAACAAUAUGCCAUUUACGGCAAAUGUCGUUCCGCAGACACAACCCGAUGUUGAACUUCCCACCGCGCUAUGCACAGCUGUUUCUGCUUCUUCUUCUUCUGCGCCCCAUGCAAUACUCAUCAGUCCGUGUACGAUGGCAACACUGUGCUCUUCGGCUUGGAAAGAAAGGAAGGCAGCUUUGGAUGCGAUUUCGAUGCAAAUUUCGGAGUUGCCCGAGUUUUCGAUUACCGGGACGGUCUCCUUUGCAGACCUUGUUGAGCAGCUAAGUAAACGAUUUGAGGACUCGAAUAAAAACAUCGCAGUGCAGGCGCUCGAGCUGUUCCGAUGCCUGAUUUCUCGGAUUGACCUGGACUUUUCAAACUGCUUCCGCACCAUAUCCAACGUGUUGCCUGUGCUGAUCAACUCGCUUUCGGACUUGAAAAGCCCUAAUAGAGUGGCGGCACAUGCUGCGCUAACGUCUGUUGCCACCUUUGCUGGGGAGAACCAUAUUGCGGCUCUUAUUUCCGAGGUGCUGGGGCGUGUCGAUGGCCAUCCUCAAAUGAAGAAGGAAAUCCUGCUUUGGUUGGACAGCAACCUUCCUACAUCCAAUUCGGAUGGCCGUCUUGAGGACGUUGGUGCAACCAGUCUUCCCACAAAUGAUCGGGGAGCAGCUUAUUCGCUAGAGAUGGCCAACGCCCUAGUUGGUGCCGGGUCGACAUCCAAAUUUUUCCUCGCAUCCUUUCUUCCAAGCAUGCUACAAGAUCGCCUUCCAGAGUGUCGUCGGGCAGCCCUCUCCAUUUUAGGGAAACUUGUGUUGGUGCUAGGAAUGGACGUCGUUAAAGCUUCUAUUUUGCAGCACUCUCAAAAAGGGUCCCCUCUUCUACCGGCAAUUUCUAGUUUGAUGGGGACAAGUCUAUCAUGCUCGACAUCAAUGGGCUCCUCGACAAACAUUCCACAACUGCCCUCUGCAUGUCGUACGACACCGCUCAAAACGCUUGGGUUAAAUUCGCCAAUGCAGAACGGAUCGCUUCAAAUGGGCGUCUCCGGUAAAGGUCCCCUCAGUAGUUCUUUUGAUGGCAUCAAUCGCUCUUGUUCCCCUGCUCCUUCAAGUCGAAUUCCGACAGUCCAGCCGGUUGCAUCAUUCCCUUCCAUCAAUUUUCCGUUUUCCGCAGCGUCAGUACCAGCAUUGCCUUCUCCGCCGUUUUUGGCAGACCUUUCUAAUAGUGUCCUUGUGCAAAGACUGGUCUCCGUGCUUGAUACCUCCAUAAACAAUGGAGCGCCUCUUUCGAUCAUCGAAUCUCUUCGUAGCCAACGAAUGCGGGACAGCACCCCGCAGGCAGAUAUGAUUGCGCUUAUUGGAAGGCAAUCGGUGCCCAUGCACAUCCAGAACCCAAUCUCCCCGCAAUGGCGCGCUGCCGAUUCGCUUCUUGAGAUUGGGAUCUUUUGUCCCUCAUGGGUGCGCUCGCUGCUGCUUUCAGAUGAAAAGGUGCUUUUGGCGGCACUGGAGGCGCUUCGGACAGCCAUUCCAUCACAUCUGCUCUCCAAGGCCAUUGUUUCAGUGAUGGCAGAGCCACUUCUCCGGUCAGUUAUGAUGUGCGUGAUUGGGAGAGGCGAUUUCACGGACACUUUAUCUUCAAAAUCAAUGGAAAUGUCGUCAAGGGCGCAGAUAUCAUCGAGUGCUGUAAUGCUGUCGGCUCUAGAUGCUAUUGAGGAAAUAUCUGGGACCCUUGAAAGUCAUAGUGGCCGCUUGGCAGCGUCCGAGGCCACUCACUUGGCCCUAUUCCUUAUCUCGCUCUCGACACUUGAUCCCAGAGAGGCGGUUCGCCAGCGAGCACGAAGGUUCCUCACAGAUGGGUUCCUGCGGAUUUAUCCUGCAAGCAAGCUAUUGAGCCCCCUUCUUAUUGAUCUUGUUGAGGCAACUUCCGCUGGCAUGUCGAUGCAGGAGUCAUCAAAAGAGGUGGCUUCUGAUCCCUCAGGCCUGCUUGCCUUGGCGUUGCCGCUUGCUGCAUCUGUAAGGGCUCGGUCUGAGCUUGCAGAUCUCGCAUCUACGGUCAUCCAACGCGUGGGUCCCAUCCUCCUUGCUUCCAAUAGUUCAGAUACCGAGUCUAGGGUUGGGCCAGAGGCAACCUCUGGAUUGAGGCCAAAGUCAGACUCCAGGCCAGACUCCAGGCCAGAAUCGAAAUCGGUCCCAGAGUUUGACAUUUCAGAGCUCUCUCGGAGAAUCGUAGAUGUUGCUGCCAUGGCCCUGGCGUGCAAUGAAAGCGAUUCACUGGUACGGAGAUCUCUAAUCGGAAUGCUUUCUGCUCUUGCCUCUGCCAUUCCGGCCACUCAACUAGUAGAGCUUCUUAAGGGAAAGUUUGGAGAAUUUCUCUCCUGUGGACGAACUAUCAUCGGAGGGGAUGCGGAGCUUGCGUCUAUCAUAGAAAAGAUCAUAGUAUCGACACAGAGGGUUUUGCCAAAUUCCCCAAGACCCUUUCUACACGCGGCAGCUUUGGGCUCGCCUUUGGCACAGACAAAACGAGCAGCAAAUGCCAUGGGCGGUUCGCCAUUGUCAGCCCACCUGCGGCAGCGGAAAAAAGAUUUGCUUGCAAAGCUUGAUGCGGCGCAAGACGACGAAGAAAGACUCCCGGCUUCUCUUGCAGAUCUCUCGAUGGAUAAUAUUUGCGUCAAUCCGGAGGGAAUGAUAGAAAUUGUUGAUGGGCACCAAUCAAGCGAUAGCUCUUGUGCAAUCAAAGGUCAUGGCGAUCCUAUAGAAGCGAAUCUUGCCCACGAUCCAGUUGAUGUCAACAUUGAGCUGCUUUUGCAGCAAAUAUCAUCUCCAGAGAGCGCGACGGCCCUUGAGGCUGUUGGGGUACUUUCAUUCAAGCUUCCUUCAUCUACGGGAACGGGUUCUCGCUCCGAUGCCGCAGAGUGUUCAUUACUUGCCCCAUAUACCCAAAUGCUCUGUGUAGUACUUUGCCGGAGAAUCAAAAAGGCUCUUUCGUGCAAGCUUUCAAUGGAAGAAACUCGGGUUGCAGAAGAAGCGCUCGGAACUCUGCUAGCAGUGGCUCUCAAUGCCUCUCUGCUGGAAACUGUUAGGCGCCCAGGAAUCGAGGCCCUGUUUGAUCUGCUUCUCUCUUCAGGCCUAUUGCAAGUUGUGGAGGCAGAGAGCUCCUCUGCCACGUUGCCGCUUAUUUCAAAUCUGGUGCUAAAGGCAGUGAUCUCGAACGCCCAUCCGGGCCAUGUAAUUGGUCUGCUCAUAGAGUGGUGCUCAACAGUCGUGUCGACCGGUUCGCCAUCCCCCAGUCCAUCCAUCACGGGAGAGACAGUUCUGCAAUGUCUAUGGCGGGCAUCGAGGAACUUUGAGAUCUUUCUAGGAAAAGGAACCGGAUCUCCAUAUCAGCACCGAGACGUGCUUGCUGAGAUUCUGUCCUCGUGUCUCUACUUUAUCCGGCGAAAUCCGGUUUCUGCUUGGAGCUCCUAUAAAGGCAUCAAUGAGACCACGGUUCGAAGCAUCAAGACGAUCCUGCAACAAGUAGCAAGAUGGGCAGCCUGCUCAAACGUAUCCCUCAAUACUGUUGUUCCACCUGUUCGAAAUGUCCCCAAUGAAGGCGAGGCUAGCGAAUCCCUUCAUCUGCUACUUUCGCAUCUGACUGGAAACGACAAGUCCGUCUCUGCCAAUGACGUGGGUGGUAUGGAUACAGCCAAUGACCAUGGCUCGGGUGAUGCGGAUGCAAGUUUUGACCGUCGUCCCAACAAUGAUGGCGGCAGUGGAAAUGCAGAAAUGACCAUCGAUGCAUAUCGAAGUCGACUCUCCGGGUACACAAGUGAAUUUUAUCGGUUGACCGGUGCAGAUGGAUCUAUCGCCACGAAGCCCGUGGACUCUCCUGUGAGCGAAAUGAAAAAAGCAACCCUUUUGGCAUCUUCUAAUCUGUCUAUCCAAAUCUCAUCGAUCAAAGAGAGGCUUGCUAAAAUUAGGGACUCGCGCUAG